AUGAAACGGUUUUUGAACCUCGAAUCACGUCUGAUUAAGGAACCCGAGUUGUAUACCACAUAUAGAAAGUUUAUGUCCGAUUAUCAAGCCCUUGGACACAUGCGCGUCGCUCCGGAACUAGAUAAAUAUAUUAUUCCGCACCAUGCGGUAUUAAAAUCCGACGAUGAUGUAUCCAAACUCCGUGUAGUUUUCGACGCUUCCGCGGCAACAUCAUCCGGUAAAUCAUUAAACGACGUGUUGUGCACAGGUCCGAAAUUACAGGCGGAUCUCCGUGACAUUUUGCUUCGAUGCCGCAUGCACAAAUACAUCUUCACUGCGGACAUAGUUAAAAUGUAUCGACAAAUUCUUAUUCGUUCGGAAGACCGUCUGUACCAGCAUAUAUUUUGGCGUGACUCUCCAGACGAUGAAAUUCAAGAAUUUCAGUUAUGUACUGAUACGGUAUGUGUGGCUGCUGAAACGGCUGUAGCCAAACACUCGGUACGUGAUACAGGUCCCAUAUUGAAAGGAAAACGUGUGUGGAUGUACGAAUAA
Messenger RNA from Sipha flava (yellow sugarcane aphid), 531 nucleotides. RefSeq lists its product as uncharacterized. The transcript has 2 exons. The coding region runs from base 1 to 531 and encodes 176 amino acids. NCBI's taxonomy places the organism in Eukaryota, Metazoa, Arthropoda, Insecta, Hemiptera, Aphididae. The record is from RefSeq and is a predicted model, not a curated record.